Messenger RNA from Aplysia californica (California sea hare), 941 nucleotides. RefSeq names its product poly(U)-specific endoribonuclease-A. Gene Ontology annotation, molecular function: RNA endonuclease activity. NCBI's taxonomy places the organism in Eukaryota, Metazoa, Mollusca, Gastropoda, Aplysiida, Aplysiidae. The record is from RefSeq and is a predicted model, not a curated record.
GUUGCGUUGGGCGAUGUGGUAACCAGCCUGACAGCAAGUACGACUGUGAGUGCAACUCUCACUGCACCAGGUUCAACGACUGCUGUGAUGACUACAAAAGUCACUGUUUGCCCGGCUGUGCCGGACGAUGUGGUCAGGCCCCGAGCAACAACCACCACUGCCAGUGCAACUCGCACUGUGUCAGGUUCGGGGACUGCUGCCAGGAUUAUCAGACGCUCUGUACAUCUCACGGCAGUAGCACAGGGGGCAGUACAGGCAGCAGUACAGGUGGUAGUACCGGCAGUGGCAGCGGCAGUCACAGCAACGACAUGUUUUGCAACAGCAUCAAGCCUGCCAGCAGCUCCGGCACUCCGCCCAGUACGAGUGGAAGCGGAUGUAGAAGCAUGACCCUCAAACAGGUGACGGAGGAGCUGUGGAGAAAUGACGUGAACCGCCUGGGCUGCAAGGACCUGACCGUCAACUACCAGGCCAAGAUUGGGGACGGCUCCAAGAACAACGCUGCCAGAUACAAGUUAUUCACAAACGCGACCCACAGCAAGAUGAACGGCGAGACAUUCAAAACUUUCAAGGCUCUACUCAACAACUACGUACCAGCCAAGGGGGCCCAGGAACAUGUGACGUCACACGAACUGCAGGAAGAGGAAGCCUUCCUGGACGCCAUCUUUAGAACAUCCGUUAUGAAGACUCUUCAGAACUACUUGAUCUGCUCAGGCUCCGUCAGGAACCAUGCAGAGCUUCGGGAGCGGCUCAUCAAGAUGUGGUUUGACCUUUACCCCAGGAGCGGAAGUGGCGUUCACGAUGACACCAGCGGUUUUGAGCACAUCAUGGUCGGUGAGUACAAGUCUCGAGGUGUCGCCAGCGGUUACCACAGCUGGAUUGCCUUCUACGAAGACGAGAAGGAUGGCGAGCUGGACUAUUUCGGUUAUGUCCAACAGAAACCA